AUGGGUAUGAUGAUAGAAGAUGACGAGGAGAACGUUGACGUCUUGGUACCGCCAAGCAAUUUCUCGACGGUAGAAGACGGCAUUUUCAGAUCUGGCUUCCCUCAUCCCUCCAAUUUCGGUUUCCUUGAAACCCUAAAUCUUCGAUCAAUCAUAUACUUAUGUCCUGAGGCUUAUCCUCAAGAGAACAUGGACUUUCUUGAUGCUCAUGAUAUUAAGCUCUUCCAGUUUGGAAUCGAAGGCAAGACGGAGUCCAUUCCUAAGGAUACCAUCACGGAGGCUCUUAAACUCUUAAUUGAUGUGAGGAAUCAUCCAGUUUUGAUUCAUUGCAAACGUGGAAAGCAUCGGACAGGUUGUCUUGUGGGUUGCUUUAGAAAACUACAAAACUGGUGCUUGUCUUCAGUGUUUGAGGAAUACCAGCGUUUUGCUGGGUUGAAAUGGAGGGCCACUGACUUGAGGUUUAUUGAGACCUACGAAGUGAUUUGCCUGAGGCAGUGUCUUUACAGCAUCAUCUACCAGUACCAAGGAUAUGGUUCAAACAAGAGGAGGUUACUUUACCGGGAAGAGAGUAUACAGAAGCCUAAAAUAAAGUCAAUUUAG
Molecule: messenger RNA, 597 nt
Organism: Dovyalis caffra
Lineage: Eukaryota; Viridiplantae; Streptophyta; Magnoliopsida; Malpighiales; Salicaceae
Source: the annotation of a GenBank genome assembly